This is a messenger RNA of Auanema sp. JU1783, 2139 nucleotides long. Lineage: Eukaryota; Metazoa; Nematoda; Chromadorea; Rhabditida; Rhabditidae. The record is from the annotation of a GenBank genome assembly.
AUGAGGUUAGACGAAGUAAAGUCUAAGAAAAUCAUUCGUUCAUUCACCUUGCACUAUGAUUCUCCGUCCUCUUCUCCUAUUAUUAGUGGUAAGCUCGAGUUAUCAGCUAUCAGUGAUAGAUUCGAGACUGGACUCACAGAAGAGGCUAUUCGACAAGCUAUUCAAGAUGCAGACAAUGGGAUGGAGGGACAGUUCCAUCUUAGAAGUAGAAGUGAUGAUCCUGUCGGUGUUUACGGAUCCUUGAUGUAUCCUAAAAGUAUAGCAGUUGAAGUCUCUAAAGCAUCUAAAGUAUUAUUGAAGGCUACUAGCUUAUUGAUUGACCGAUUUGGUUAUGAAGUUUUGAAUGCUCUAGAAGAGUUCGAUGCUCUCCGAUUUAUUAAGUUUCCGGAAAACAAUUGUUUAGAGAAUGAUAAGAGGUGUGACAAAAGUUCUAUUUACAGAAGCUUUUCGGGAUUUUGCAAUAAUUUGAAGAACCCUGAGCAGGGAAUGGCGUUCCAACCAUUGCUGCACGUGCUACCAGCUGAGUUCCAGAAAUUUGACUCUCCCCGGUUUCUCUCUGUGAGUGGGAGACCUUUGCCCAGUCCUCGGUCCAUUUCUAAUCGCAUACAUUAUGAUGUCAGUAAACCAAAUGACGAAUUUUCUCUGAUUCUAAUGCAAUUCGGCCAAUUCUUGGACCAUGAGAUAACUCAUUCGCCAGUCCAGCCAUCUCCUUCAGGUGGCAAUCUGAACUGUUCACUGUGUGAUUCAAAGGAAUCAGUUUCCUCUUAUUGCAAUCCUAUUCAUAUACCGGAAGAUGAUCCAUUUUUUGCUAACGCCUAUGGGAAGUGUCUGCCGUUUGUGCGCAGCUUACCUGGGCAGAGAACGUUUGGACCGCGCAACCAAAUGAACCAAAUUUCGUCGUACAUUGACGGUUCCGUUAUAUAUGGCUCGACCAAAUGUGAAGCAGAUGGACUUCGAUCUUUCCAAAAUGGAGAACUCAGCCGAACUGCGGCAGGUUCUCAUUUGGGAGUUCUCCUGCCAGAAGCGCAGGAUCAGAAGCAGUGUCGUUCUGCUCCCAGUUUUCCUUGUUUUUCUGCUGGAGAUGAUAGAAAUAGUCAACAACCUUUCCUCCAGUCUCUUCAUGUGAUCUUCUUACGUUUUCAUAACAAACUCGCUGCGGGACUGCGAAAGAGAAACCAUCAUUGGAAUGAUGAAACAAUUUUUCAAGAGAGUCGGAAAAUAGUUAGUGCUGUGCUUCAGAACAUCGUAUACCAGGAAUUUCUGCCAAAAAUCAUUGGGAAUAUGAAUAUGAUGAAAUACGAUUUGUUAUCCCAACACAAUGACUUUUAUUAUGGCUAUGACGAGAAAUGUGACGCCUCCAUCUCUCAAUCCUUUGCCACUGCAGCCUUCAGGUUUGGCCAUUCUUUGGUUAAAAGAUUUAUUCCGAGGUUGGAUAUCGACUAUCAGAAUUUCACAAGUCCAUUAGAUUUGGCAGAUAAUUUUAAUACCAUGGAAAAAGUUUAUGAUGAAAGAAACGGAAGCGUAGACUCAAUCUUAGCUGGGUUAUUGGCUAAUCCGGCCAUGGCUUUCGAUCGACAUGUUUCAAGCGCUGUUAGAAAUAUGUUAUUCGCUCAAAAGGGCAGAGAGAAAAGUGGAUUCGAUCUCAUUUCUAUCAAUAUUCAACGAGCUAGAGACCACAACGUCCCAAGUUAUAAUGAGCAUAGAAAGUUCUGUGGUCUUCCGCAAGCCCAUUCAUUUGAGGCUUUAUAUUCUGAUAUGGAAAUAGAUGCUGUUGAAGCAUUGAAAUCGGUAUAUGAUGAUGUGAACGACAUCGACCUCUUCUCCGGAUUAACUUCAGAGAAGCCACUUUCGGGAGCUAUGGUUGGUCCUACAACUGCAUGUUUACUUGCCGAUCAGUUCCAUCGAUUGAAAAGCUGUGAUCGUUUUUAUUUCGAAAACCUCUCAGCAGGUUUCAGCCAAGCCCAAUUGAGCGAGAUAAGAAGAUAUCGAUUAUCAAAUGUCAUCUGCGCUACUACAAGAUUCUCUCACAUACAGCCAGAUGUCUUCGCUUUACCUACUAAUACUUUCAAUAACUUCGUCAGUUGUCAGUCUUUGAAUCUUCUUAACUUGGAUCUAUGGAAGGAAACUAGUGAUUAUUAA